AUGGCCAAAAAACAUAAGGGCACAUUAGCUGUGAUUGAGCAGAUAUACCAAGAUAUCCCAGCUUUCACAGACAUUUUCACUGAGGAGUCUUUUUAUAUGUUUGCAUUUUGUUUUGUUUGCGCUACUAUUUUGGUAGCAUUCAUAUUAUCAAGAUUUAUUACUAUAAAGCCAGUUGAACUUUAAAAUAAACGAAUAUGUUUUUA
Anastrepha obliqua is the source of this 203-nucleotide messenger RNA. RefSeq lists its product as uncharacterized. The record is from RefSeq and is a predicted model, not a curated record. The transcript has a single exon. Lineage: Eukaryota; Metazoa; Arthropoda; Insecta; Diptera; Tephritidae. Bases 1 to 183 code for a protein of 60 amino acids.